AUGUCUCUUCACACUUCCUACCACGCAGACUCCGAUGCGGACGACGAGUACGAGCGCAGUGUCAUUACAUCGCCUCAUCUGGUCACGGACUCAGAAGGCUCUGCGUCGGAGUCGGAAUUUCCCUCAGCGGAGCCGACUCCGACCUUUGCACAUACAGAAGAGAACCCCAAGUCGCCUAGAACCAUUAUUACAGAAUGGACCGCGGAAGAAUGUGCGAGCUUCGUCGCCUCUCUAGGUCUUCGCCAAUACUGCCCAGCAUUUAUAGAAAACGGGAUUGUUGGCGACGCUCUCAUCGCACUACGACAUGAUGAACUGAAGGAAAUGGGAAUUGCUAGUGUGGGACAUCGAUUGACGAUUCUCAAAAGUGUAUAUGAGACGAAAGUGAAGCAAGACAUUCCCCUGGAUGCAGACCACUACAUCCCUCUUUCCGCGGACCAAAGCAUGAACGAAAGCGCAACCCAAGAAGACAUUGCCCGUCUAAUUCAAUCAAUACGACUUCGAGACGAAAGAAUAGUUACCGUGGAGGCUGAGUUACGGCGGGUUGCUGAAGACUACCGACGACUAAGGGAGGAGCUUCUGCCCGUGUUCAAGAUGGCAAAGGAUAGAUCCCAACCACUUCCGCCGCCAACUGCUGUGCCGACCUCGGACAACUACCACGACAGCACACUCUCGGGCCAAACACUUACAGGCCAAUCGUCGUCUGGUAUUACCAUACUUGAUCGCUCUGGCUCCAUCAUUUCCCGAACAUUUUCCAAGCGUGUGCAUGGAGGGACUACGCCGAAGAACAGUUCUCCGACCCACGUCCCACCUUCGAUACACGAAAGCCGCACGUACAAUGAUGGUUCGAACCUUGACCCGUCCGCCGCCGCAGUUGCUGCGUCAUCGCAUCUGAGCACCAUGAAUGGAAAAACACAGCUGUCACCGAAUCUACCCUCCCCAACAUCACCCGGAAAUCACUAUGGCGCUCCGCAGACACUAGCAUCGCGAGCCUACAAUCAACCCAGUUCCAAUCGCACACACCACGACCAUCACGAAGAUACCCUACAACCACAAAGCAGACCGGACCGGUUAGCUCCGACCCCAUCGUCGGCGUCGCGACCCGACAUUCCAUCCCGGUCUGAUUCUAGAGCCGGUGGCGAGACGCCAAGUGUGGAGAUAUUCAAAUCCUUUCGCGUUUCCGUCGAUGAUCCAUGUUACAAGGUGCUGCCGGCCGCCCUCAAGAAGUACAACAUCAACGGUGACUGGAAGCAAUAUGCACUUUACAUUGUAUACGGCGAUCAGGAACGGUGCCUCGGGCUAGAUGAACGACCACUCAUUCUCUUCAAGCAACUAGAAAAGGAAGGACGAAAGCCAAUGUUCAUGCUGCGGAAGCAACAGCAUGCUUUGGACAACCCCAAUGCGUACCCACCCGGUUCUAGCGGCGGUCCUGGUGGCCCCGGCGGUGGUGGUGGGGUUGGAUCAACCCCAAACAGCGCCGGCUUCGAGGCUCGCCAAGCGCAGAUCAACCUUCCCGGCGGCGUAUUAUGA
Molecule: messenger RNA, 1527 nt
Organism: Aspergillus calidoustus
Lineage: Eukaryota; Fungi; Ascomycota; Eurotiomycetes; Eurotiales; Aspergillaceae
Source: the annotation of a GenBank genome assembly